Messenger RNA from Brachypodium distachyon (stiff brome), 776 nucleotides. RefSeq lists its product as uncharacterized. Gene Ontology annotation, biological process: negative regulation of translation. Gene Ontology annotation, molecular function: rRNA N-glycosylase activity. The coding region runs from base 150 to 776 and encodes 208 amino acids. Lineage: Eukaryota; Viridiplantae; Streptophyta; Magnoliopsida; Poales; Poaceae. The record is from RefSeq and is a predicted model, not a curated record. The transcript is spliced from 3 exons.
AAAAAAAACAGGAAGAACACCCGGACCUUCCCCCAAAAAAACCUCCCCAAAACCCUCUUCUCCCUCUUGUCGACGUCGCGCUUCGUGCCGCAUUCGCCCCAGGCCCCCAGCCACCGCCUCCUCGCCCGCCUCCUCGCAGUCGAUUGAUCAUGUCUUGCCGUAAGGAGCUUGGCCAGUCCUCUUCUGGUAGUAAGAAGAAGCAGAAGAUGAAAGAUGCCACAGUGUUUGAACUCGAUUUGGGAAAUCUUAGGGGUGGCUAUGAGGUGUUGCUGUCAGAGAUACUCGAGACUAUAAAGUCUGAAGUUGAUCAAAUGUGCGCAAGGCAACCUGCCUUCCAAAGGCUGCCUAAGAGAAUCUUCCACAAGCUCUACACCCCCCCAGAGGGGGUGUUUUUAGUUCGGCUAGUACUAAAUGAUGAAGUGAUUACGCUGCUGUUCAGAUGGUCAAACCUGUAUUUCUUGGGGUUCCACUCAAAAAAUAUCUGGUAUCUGCUUAAGGAUUGUGAGAGCUGGGAAGUUCCCCCACGAAGCCAACUAUUUUACGAUGACAUCAAGAGCCUUGGGAAGUCCGGAAACUACCAUGAUAUUGGUGGAUUCAACAUUAUGAUUGGCGAGGGACAGUUUAUCCACUGUUUUCGCCCGUUCGCUGGAGUUGCUGAAGCAUUGAGAACCGGGGGUGGGCUAAAGGCUCUGAUCUCUGCCCCCCUGUCCUUUCCAGCUCUUGUUAUAUCAGAACCGUUGCGUUUCCUGCCUUACAGGGAGUGGAUCAAGACAUAA